Entrophospora sp. SA101 is the source of this 213-nucleotide messenger RNA. Lineage: Eukaryota; Fungi; Glomeromycota; Glomeromycetes; Entrophosporales; Entrophosporaceae. The record is from the annotation of a GenBank genome assembly.
AUGUCAGGUCUUAAUAUUCCUAUUACCCGAGAACAAUUUAAUCAAUGGCGUACUAAAUGGAUUACAAUGUAUGAACAAUCUAAUUUAGAUAUUCCUUUGGAUAUUUAUGUUAGAAAAUAUGAAGAAUAUAUUAUUCCAUAUUAUUGGAUAGAUUCUAAAAAGGAACAAUUGCGGUCUAGAUUCCAAAAGCGACUUUUAGAAAUAGAAGCGUAA